Messenger RNA from Candoia aspera, 1107 nucleotides. Its product is annotated as neuropeptide Y receptor type 4-2-like. Gene Ontology annotation, molecular function: neuropeptide Y receptor activity; neuropeptide binding. Gene Ontology annotation, biological process: G protein-coupled receptor signaling pathway. The coding region runs from base 1 to 1107 and encodes 368 amino acids. NCBI's taxonomy places the organism in Eukaryota, Metazoa, Chordata, Lepidosauria, Squamata, Candoiidae. The record is from RefSeq and is a predicted model, not a curated record. The transcript has a single exon. Gene Ontology annotation, cellular component: neuron projection; plasma membrane.
AUGGACCAGCUGCUGAAUCUCCUCUAUCUGAACUUCUCUGAGCAACUGAGUCUGCUGGAAGAGAACGGCAUGUCCUGUGGUGAGUCAGUGGGAAACAGCACCUUCCUGAUCGUGGCUUACAGCGCCAUCAUUGCAGUAGGGCUGACGGGCAACCUCUGCCUGGUCUGUGUCAUCGUCCAGCAGAAGGAGAUGAGGAACGUCACCAACAUCUUCAUCGCCAACCUCUCCUUCUCCGAUAUCCUCAUGUCCCUUGUUUGCAUGCCCGUCACAGUCAUUUACACCCUGAUGGAUCACUGGAUCUUGGGAGAAGUGGUCUGCAAGGUCAGCCCCUUUGUUCAGUGUGUUUCAGUCACAGUGUCCAUCCUGUCCCUGGUCUGGAUUGCUCUGGAGAGGCAUCAGCUCAUCAUCAACCCAACUGGGUGGAAACCAGCAGCCAACCAUGCUUAUCUGGCUGUAGCUCUCACCUGGGUGGUGGCCUGCUGCAUUUCCCUGCCCUUCCUGUCCUUCACCAUCUUGACCAAUGAGCCCUUUCAAAACUUAAGCCUUCCCUUCGACUCUUUUGCCAAUCACCUGGUCUGCAUUGAGCACUGGCCCUCUGAUCAGCAUCGCUUGUCCUACACUACCUUCCUCCUGCUCUUCCAAUACUGUCUCCCUUUGCUCCUGAUCCUUGCCUGCUACUUCCGCAUCUUCCUACGCCUUCAACGCCGGAAGGACAUGGUGGAGCGAGCAAAAGAUGGUUCCCGGGCCACUAGCCACCGGAAGGUCAACGUCAUGUUGGCUUGCAUUGUGGUAGCUUUUGCUGCUUGUUGGUUUCCCCUCAUGGUCUUCAAUGCCCUUUAUGACUGGGACCAUGAGAAGAUCUCGGUGUGUUACUACAACUUAAUCUUCUCCCUCUGCCAUCUCAUGGCCAUGGCUUCCACAUGCAUCAACCCCAUCAUCUACGGGUUCCUCAACAGCAAUUUUCAGAAGGAGGUCAAGGCCUUGCUGUAUCGCUGCAGCUGUAGCCGUGAGAAGGAGAAGUAUGAGAGCUUCCCUCUUUCCACUGUCAGCACAGAGGUUUCCAAGGCCUCUCUCCAUAGUGAGGGCGGCACCAGUACCCCUGCAUGA